AUGAAGCAGGCAUCGGCAGCUGUCCAGGAGCUCAUGCGCGAUACAGCCCGCCUGUUCGACCAGGCAAAGAAAGUCAAUACUCACAUGGUGCAAAUCGACGCAUUCGUAAGCGGCAGCGAGACAGCAGAGCUGCUGAAGGGGCUGGAGGAUGCCCGGGCCCAAUACAAGGCAUCGUGGCAGCGGGCACGCGAGCUUGCUGUUGCCCUUGAUCCCGAUACUUCUGGUCCCCAGCUCGACAGCAGCGAUUCGGCCGACCAGCGGAGCAAACUGCAAGAGGAGCGCGACCGCCUAUACGCCGAGGCCGUGGACAAGUCGAACCAGAUACAUAAUCUGCUGGAGUGCGCCCGCCAGCUCCAGCUUACCUCGGCCCAGCUCCUGCAGGUUUCAAAGUGAGCAGCAGUGGCUGCUCCCAACAUGGAAUACGCAGUUACCAGAGUCUGGCCUGCCAAUCGCGAACUCGCGGUGCUGCAUACAUGAAUUUUCUCCCUUUGGCAAUAUAAAAUGCACACCGGCGGCCACUAUGGCGGCUACGGGCAGGUGUAGGGCUGGGGGUGUCUUGUGCAGACAAUGUGCGGCUCUUCGAUUUAUCCUUUUGGAGCGGGCGGUGGCGGCGUGCUGCUGCCGUUUUGCUGGGGGAGUUUACUUUACCCAAACAUGUAGCAAGCAAUUGUAUAAAGAAUUCUCUGUCUCCAGAACGGGGGUGUCCUUGGGUGAAUGCUGCUGAGCCUAAGGAUUUGAAACACAGAUAAUGGAGGACUAAUAUGAACCUCCUGGAUUCAGUAAAUAAAUCUGAAGACCUCACCACUGUGAGCGGCAUGUUUGGGGGUUCUGCCGGGCUCUCACAG
This is a messenger RNA of Linderina pennispora, 845 nucleotides long. RefSeq lists its product as uncharacterized. The record is from RefSeq and is a predicted model, not a curated record. NCBI's taxonomy places the organism in Eukaryota, Fungi, Kickxellomycota, Kickxellomycetes, Kickxellales, Kickxellaceae. Bases 149 to 724 code for a protein of 191 amino acids. The transcript has a single exon.